AUACAAAAUGUGUCAGUAGUCUUUUAAGAAUUUCGCUACAUCUGGAUCUGGUAAGAAGUACAUCUAGUUCAUUUACAAGUUCAACAAUGCCAAUACUAAACACAUUUACAAUAUUUCUGAUAUGUAUGACCCUGUUUCCUAAUUUGGCAGCUGUAGUGACGCGUCUCGACUGCACAUAUGAAUUAAAUAGAAUAACCAACAUAAAAUGUUUAUCAGUGGCUGCCAACAAAGUGGAGGAUUGCAAAUUUUAUAUUAACACUAAAUAUUCUAAUCUUACUGCUAUUGAGAAUGCUACUGAAAUCCACUCGAUACUUGUGAAUGGAUCGUUCCAGAACAACUGUAGCCUUCAAAUUUCACUUUUGACACUAGGCCCUGGUGACCAUACGAUUUCAGCCUUAAUGACGCUGGGUACAGAAGAUGGAGGAAAAAAGAACAUCAGCGGUUUUGUUGAGAUAAAAAUAAGACCUGAAUGGAUCAAACUCGACUGCACAUAUAACAUUUACAACAGAAUAGCCUUCAUAAAUUGUUCAUCAGUGGCUGACUACAAAGUGGAGGAUUGCAAAUUUUAUAUUGACACUAGAUUUUCUAACCUCACUGCUAUUGAGAAUGCUACUGAAAUCCACUCGACACCUGAGAAUGGAUAUUUCCAGAACAAAUGUAACCUUCAAAUUCCACUUUUGACACUAGGCCCUGGUUUUCACGAAAUUUCAGCCCGUAUGAUCCUGGGUACAGAAGAUGAACGAAAAAAGAACAUCAGUGGUUUUGUUGAGAUAGAAAUAAAAUCUUCACUAGAUUAUGUUCAUUGUUAUUCAUCAAGUAAGGAUCUCAAAGUUGAGACAGUUCAAUGCUGCACUGAAUUGAUGUUAUUUAAUAUCAGCUGUGAUUUUAAGCUCUAUAUCUGGGAUGCACCGGAAUAUGCCAUAGAAAAUGUGUCCUACAACAAUGGCACGACUGGACGCGACAGUAGUUUAUGCAAGGACUGGUGCAUGGUGACUGUUCCAAUGGAAAUGAUAUAUAUAGAACUACACUCCUACUCUGUAAACAUGUCUCUCAUGAACGGCUCUGAGGUUAUUGAAGUUAAAAAUAGCUCGUCUGGUUUCUCUAAGUAUGGAUCUGACCACACAGAAUUGGACCCGACCUGUGAAUUCCUGAGUUCUAAACCCAUAUAUCCUGGAGAAACUAGGACCUGUACUUGUACAUUUUACGGUAUCGCAGGCUAUGGUAACUGGUACUUCAAUGGACUUAAGGAAGUAAUUUCAAAUUUGACAGAACCUGUUCCAGGAACGCAUGAUAGAAAGCUGGUUGUAUCAUACAAAGAUGUUGAAAAACAUAAAGUAUUUUUUUGUGGACCUGAGACUAUUGAUAAAAUAAAAAAUUUUAUACCAUAUUCACCUCUUUUGGCAAAUUCCACCAACAAUGUCUGCAAGCUGAUGUCUUCUUAUGGUGUCUUGUACCUGGCAAUGGUCAUGUGGGCUCUGGUGUGGAAGUUAGCUUGAAAUUGACUUUCAACAAUUUUGGUGAAAAAUAUUUUUUUAAAAUUUAAUAGCUGCCUUAAAUUCUACAUAAUUUAAUUAUUAUCAUUAUCCUUUCCCAUUUGUGUUUAAGACACACAGGGGAGAUGAAAUAGAGUUUGCCUGUUCUCAAUGUUUUAAUUACUUCAUUCCAUUACAGGUACUUAAAACAAGCCUAUAUUAUGUUUAUUUUAUAAUAUGUACUCUAAAAAGAUUGAGGAUGUCUAUUCUUUUACAGAAUAAUUACCUUCAUUUUCAUGUUGUAUGUUCCAUAUACUUAAAAAUUACUUGAUGUUAUUUUGUUAUUCUCCAAAAGCAAUAUCCCCCUUAACAAUUCACAUGUUUGAUUGUGGCAUUUUGUAUUACUUUAUACUAUUGUUGUCUUUAUUUUAUUUACUGCUUCAGUCAUGUAUUAUAGAGGAGGAGUGUCCAUUUUGUAAU
Molecule: messenger RNA, 1952 nt
Organism: Physella acuta
Lineage: Eukaryota; Metazoa; Mollusca; Gastropoda; Physidae
Source: RefSeq, a predicted model, not a curated record